Molecule: messenger RNA, 3960 nt
Organism: Clarias gariepinus (North African catfish)
Lineage: Eukaryota; Metazoa; Chordata; Actinopteri; Siluriformes; Clariidae
Product: death-associated protein kinase 2-like
Exons: 12
Coding region: 219-1301 (360 amino acids)
Biological process (GO): intracellular signal transduction; protein phosphorylation; positive regulation of apoptotic process
Cellular component (GO): nucleus; cytoplasm
Molecular function (GO): protein serine/threonine kinase activity; ATP binding
Source: RefSeq, a predicted model, not a curated record
CGCACACACACACACCCUCGCGCACAUACACGAGCGCUCAUUUGCGCGCACAUACAUACACGCGCACAGACACACACACACACAGACACACACGCGCGCGGAGCGGAACGUGGACGCGUACAGAACGGGCUGGUCCGGGUUUUAGGAUCGAGGUGUAAAAGAUGCAAGACUAGCGCAUAUCAUUCUGAGAAGAGUGUGGACUAAGUCACAGGAGUGCCAUGGCUCAGAUCAAGCUGCAGAACGUAGAGGACUUAUAUGAGAUCGGAGAAAUACUAGGCAGCGGACACUUCGGCCAGGUGCGGGAAUUGAGAGAGCGAGCCGGCGGCACCUGCUGGGCGGGGAAGUUUGUGAAGCUCCGGCGCAGCGUGAGCAGCCGUCUAGGCGUAGAAAGGAAGAGCGUCGAGCACGAGGUGGAGAUCCUGCAGAGCCUGCAACACGUCAACAUCAUGGCCCUGAGGGACGUUUUCGAGAGCCGGGCCGAGAUCGUCCUAGUCGUGGAGCUCAUCCGCGGCGGGGAGCUUUUCGACUUCAUCGCCGAGAAGGAGAACGUGACGGAGAACGAGGCCAUCGAGUUCCUGAAGCAGAUUUUGAAAGGAGUUGGCUUCAUGCACAGCAAACAAAUCGCCCACUUCGAUCUGAAGCCUGAGAACAUCAUGCUGUCGGAUAAGAACGCGGAGCAUCCCGAGAUCAAGAUCAUCGAUUUCGGACUGGCGCACCGCUUCGACGCGGGAGAGGACUACAAGAGUCUAGGUGGCACCCCUCAGUAUAUAGCUCCUGAGGUGAUAAACUACGAGCCGCUGAGCGUAGCCACUGACAUGUGGAGUGUCGGUGUUAUCACAUACAUAUUAUUAAGCGGUAUAUCACCUUUCCAAGGAGAUACGGACGGAGAGACACUAAGGAACAUAGUGGAUAUGAAGUAUGAUUUUGACGAGCAUUACUUUAGCCAAACAAGCAACAUGGCCAAAGACUUCAUUGAGAAGCUGCUCGUGAAAGAUCAGAAUGAGAGAAUGACAGCUGAGGAAUGUUUACUGCACCCCUGGAUAAAGCCUCUGACGAAUAAGCAGAAAGCGAACAGGAGUCGCUCGUCCAUCAACAUGAAGAGCUUCAAGAAGUUUAAUGCCAGGAGAAAGUGGAAGAUGUCCUAUAACAUGGUGUGGGCGUGUAACAGGCUGUGUCGUCUGCAUCUGCUCUGCAAGGGGAACAAAGAGGACGAGCAGCUGAGAGGUUGCGAGAGCGACCAGGAGGACACGGAGACCAAGCCGGCUUCGCUGAUCCGCCGCAGGCUGAGCAGCAGUUCCUGAACCUCUCCUCCGUCUUCUCCCUCGUCUCUCCUGAGAGUACACGUGUCGCAGGGUCACACGCUGUCCCGGAGUGCGCAGUACCCAGUCGCGCACUCUUAUUUCAUUUCACUUUAUGCACAGUUUGAUGAUUACGCUGUAAUACUGAUGUGUUCUGAACGAGCGCUAAAGUGCAUAUGGCAGCCAUAUGUGCAAAUGUCAAUUUUUUUUUUUUUUUUUUUUACUUUUUGUCUUUGAAAUUGCACAAUUUCAUUUUGUGCGCACAUCGAUGUGUGAGGGUUUCAACACACACACACACACAUACACACAACACUGUAAAUACCCUUCUUUAGGGAAAAAUAUGGACCGGUGUCAUACAUGAAGUCUGUUUUGAAGUGUCUUUGGUUUACAUACGUAUAUUUUUAUUUGUUUUUUUGUUGUUGUUGUUGUUGCUGUUAUUUUUUUUUUUUACAUUUUAAUAUAUUUUAAAAGGAAAUAACAAUUCAAGGUGAUAAGCUGUUAAAUACAAACUGUUGAAGUUUCAGGUUACACGUGAAUUCUACGAAAAUCCAAGAAAGUGAGAGUUAAACCGACUGACGGCCAUCUUCGACAUCUUAGUAAGUGUUAGGCCACGACUGAGGCCGGGUGUGUGUCUGUGAAAAUACAGAUUAAUAACUGCAGGGUCAUAAUCGCAUCGCAGGAACAACAAAGAUAUAAGAAGUGCACCGUUCCUCAGAGAUUAGAGAUUAAAUAAUUUCUUUUAUUCUCCUACUUGGUGCUUCUUUAAAAGCAUUCUUUAAGAAUUCAAUUCACUCUGGUCCAAAAAUACAUUUUAAGAGGGGUGUUCAGGUCAAACCGAGACUUUAUGUGAGUAAAAACUUCCUUUAUUUCUCUAUAUAAUCCCCUGCUACAUUCACGCACCUAUGGAGAUCCGAAUUGUUUCACUAGUGCUUGGAUAAAAUCAAAGUAGGAAGUUUUCUCAGUAAACUGGAGGCAUGAUCAAACUGCCUGCUUCAAGUCUGAAACACUGGCCUCCCAGGAACUCCUCUAAUGGCCUAAACAUGUGGAAAUGGCUUGGAGCGAGGACAGGACUGUAUGGGAGAUUUGGCAAUAAUUUCCAGAUGAGUUCCUGUAACGUGCAAGUGGUGUUGAAGGGGCCCCAUGGUAUCACCGGGUGAUGCUGUAGCCUCUCGCAGAUGAGGGCCUAGAGAGAGCUGAUUGGCCGAGCUCUUUUAGAGGGGUGGGAUGGGAGGCACUUAGCGGUCUCCCCUCAAUCACGGCUCUACAGCCAAUCAAUGGGCGUUCCAAGGGAACAUGUGAUAGUCUUCAGCCCUUCCUGACUGACUGGUAGUAGUAGCCUCAAUGUAGGAGCCCCCUAGUAACAGGUGGAAAUUGGAUACGUUUAAAUUAGGGGGAAAAAAACACCAUUUUUUUUUUUUUCGUUCUCUUCUAUUUUACUGCGGCUGAGAGUCUUAUGACCGUACUGUGCUUGAAAUCUUCAGUAAAUGUAAAAAAAGAUUUGUUUUAAAUCAUCACAAGUCCCGCUUUGACUUGAACAUCCCUUCCACAAAAAAACCUGCGGGAAUUGUGGCGCUACGGAACAGCGUUUACUAAAAAGUAAGUUUGAGCGCCAAUGAGGUGGGCGCCAUCAGUGGCCGGGAGCCAGGUGAGCAAAAAUGGCCGUUCUCUCAGGGCAAGGGGGUUUAAUAGGCUCUCUUUCACUGUCAAUCAAAGGGACAUUCACCAGAAUGUCGAUCUCAGUCUCGUCAGUGCUUUUUUCCCCCGUGUGUGUUGCACUGCACUGUGAUGCUGCAUGAUCAACAGUUUAGCUUAAAAACAGAUUUGUCUUGUUUGCUUUGCAUGUCUCUGAAGAUGAAGAGGAAAAAUGAAAAUCUGUGAAUAAACAAAUCAGACACGUCUUUUUAUCUGGACUAUGGCUGGUACCUGAGCGUUUCUUGGCUUACAUUACAUUUGCAUAUUCUAACCUGACUGGCUGUUGGAGUUUAUGAUGCAAAACCUGAUUUGCAUAAGUUUACUAAAAACACCCAGGUUUUGCUUUUACGCUCUUAUUCAAAUUAAUUCUCGUGAAAGACUUACAUUUAAAUAAUUACCACAAUUGAAGGUGAUUCAAAGCUUAGACCCUAAAACUUGACACUAGCAAAAAAAUAAUAAUCAAAUGUAUGCAUGACAAAUGGUGGUCACUGAUACCCGAUCUCCUCAGCACAAAGAAAACAUUUUGUUUGUUGGUUUGCCGUAAAACUCGAAUGUCUACGCGGACUUUGAAUUAAAUGCUUAAAAGCCAUAAUUUGGUAACCUGAGGAGACAAGGCUGGGUUGUUUGCAAAUAAUCUGGUUAUAAAUAACGAAAUUCAAAACCCUGUGUUAGCGCAUGAAAGGAAGAAAGUUGCCCCGAGCUCAGGGACGACUUCAAGAAAUGCUGCCUGUGACAACACGAACAAGUGCUUAUGAACAAAAUGAAUGCAGGUGAUACAUUAACCUUGUUUUCAACUUUAUUGUAAUAUGCUCUCAUUCAUUUCAAUGUAGGAUGGAAUGAGAAUGUCUCGGAGUGGAUGGAGUUUUUGAAGAUCUUAGAUUUCAGAAUUAGAAGAAAUGUGAUGCUUUUAGUUUUAAUUUUCAAAUGCUGUUUAUGUUCCAUCACUUUAAUAAAAAAAAUUUAAAGCUAA